AUGAUAGAAAUUGAUAACCUUCUGGUAGAUAUGGUUCCAGGGACUGUUCAUUUGGUUGAUAUGCAUGGGAACCUAAAUGUCAAAAAGAAAGGAGACAUUAUUUUACAACCACAGCCUACUUCUAAUCCAAAUGAUCCGUUAACAUGGUCAAUGAGUAAGAGAAUUUUUCAAUUUGCAAUCGUCUGGAUAUGGGGGUUCUUUGUUGCAGUAGCUAUAAAUUGGACUGGUCCACUUUACGGUAUAUGGGAAGAACAGCUCGGAGUCACAGUCAAUCAAUUAGGUAUAUCUGUGGCCUUAGGAUUUUUAUUUUUGGGUUGCGGUGUGUUGUUAAUUCAACCAACUGCAUUGAAAUUAGGUAAAAGAGUCGUAUACAUUGCAGGUACAAUAAUUUGUAUUGUGUCUUUAGCUGUUGGAUCUCAAGCCACUUCCAUUGAUUCAAUAUAUGCUUUCAAGAUUCUAGUUGGGCUUGCAGCGAGUCCAUGUGAUAGUUUAGUUGAGUUAAGUGCCACGGAUUUGUUUUUCCAACAUGAAAGAUCAACUGUGAUUGCCCUGUUGGUACUUGCCUUGUAUGCUGGUUCAUUCAUAGGUCCUAUUAUUGCUGGCUACAUUGUCGAUGGGAUCGGUUGGAUUUGGUGUUUCUACAUUCAAAUAAUUAUUUAUCUGUCCUUUUUUUUGGUGCAGUUAUUUUCCAUGGAAGAAACUACCUUCAGAAGACAUCUUGAUGGAGAAGAGCUUGAAGAAGAUAUAAUUCAACAAAUAAGAUCAACUGAAAUAGAAGGUACAAAUAGAAAUGCCAAUGACAUAAAGGGAACAAUAGAAAAAAUAGCAUAUGAUGAAGACCUGGAAACUUCAGGAUCAAUAACAGUCUCAAGAAAAUCAUAUGUGGAGAGAAUGAACUUGGUUCAUACCGAUCAAAAUGAUAUAAGAAGUUGGUUAUGUAUAUUUUACAGACCGUUUUUUGCUUGGUAUUUUCCAGCAUUUGUAUUUGGUGGUAUUGUAUAUGGAAGUCAAAUGAUGUGGUUGCUGUUGGUUGCCAAUACCCAAGUGUUGAUUUAUGGCUCCGAACCCUACAACUUUUCUGCAGGUAGUGUUGGAUUGACGAACUUGGGGAGUUUGGUAGGAACCGUGUUAGGAACUUUUUAUGGUGGUAACUUUGUUGAUUGGCUCUCUAUUAAAUUAGCAAAAAGAAAUAAAGGGAUCUUGGAGCCUGAGUUUAGACUCUGGGCAAUGGUUGUACCCACUAUUGUUAAUGCUUGUGGUUUGUUAGCUUAUUGGCUUCCUUGUGCUAGUGGCAAAUCAUGGGCAUAUUCAGUGGUUCUCGGUCAAGGUGCCAUGGGGUUUGCAAUGAGUAGUUCAGGUAGUAUUUGCAUUACCUAUGCAGUUGAUUCAUAUCCCAAAUUGGCAAGUGAAGGUAUUGUUCUUAUGUUAUUCAUAAGAAAUAUGAUUGGAAUGGGAUUUUCUUUUGCUAUUCUGCCAUGGAUUGAAAGAAACGGACUUACAGUGACAACUUGGUUAAUGUUUAUGUUAUCAGUUGUCAUCAAUGGAAGUUUUAUUAUUUUAAUCAUAUUUGGAAAGAGACUUAGACGCUGGACUGCUAAUGUUUAUGAAAAGAUUUCCAACCCAGAAUACGGUGAAUUAUUCAAAUGA
This is a messenger RNA of Candida tropicalis MYA-3404, 1647 nucleotides long. RefSeq lists its product as uncharacterized. The record is from RefSeq and is a predicted model, not a curated record. The transcript has a single exon. Lineage: Eukaryota; Fungi; Ascomycota; Pichiomycetes; Serinales; Debaryomycetaceae. Gene Ontology annotation, cellular component: fungal-type vacuole. Gene Ontology annotation, molecular function: transmembrane transporter activity. Bases 1 to 1647 code for a protein of 548 amino acids. Gene Ontology annotation, biological process: transmembrane transport.